Dromaius novaehollandiae (emu) is the source of this 3829-nucleotide messenger RNA. RefSeq names its product serine/threonine kinase 25 (gene STK25). Bases 271 to 1572 code for a protein of 433 amino acids. The record is from RefSeq and is a predicted model, not a curated record. Lineage: Eukaryota; Metazoa; Chordata; Aves; Casuariiformes; Dromaiidae. Gene Ontology annotation, cellular component: cytoplasm. The transcript is spliced from 12 exons. Gene Ontology annotation, biological process: protein phosphorylation. Gene Ontology annotation, molecular function: protein serine/threonine kinase activity; ATP binding.
UCCUGCGCCCGGCCCUCCCCUCCCCUGCCCUCCCCUCCCUUCGCCCGGUGCUCCCGCUGCAGCCGCUGCCGAGCUCGGUGUCCCAGGGCAGCCCCGCGGCGGCGGCGCGCGCGAGGCCCGGCAUGGCGCCGCGGCGGCGGGGGCGUGCGCCGCGCGGGGGCCGUAGGCCGUAGGGGCGGUGGGCUGCCCGAGUAGCUGACCAGUGGAUGAGAAAGCAUCACCUUCCCGCUGUGCUACAGUAACCCAACCUCCGUGGUUUUGCAGAAGCGGAUGUCUGACCAUCCUGUAGGCAUGGCUCACUUAAGGGAAUUUGCCAGCCAGCACUCCAGGGUGGACCCUGAGGAGCUGUUCACUAAGCUGGAGCGGAUCGGCAAAGGAUCAUUUGGUGAAGUGUAUAAAGGGAUAGACAACCGCACGAAGGAGGUGGUUGCCAUCAAGAUCAUUGAUCUGGAGGAAGCCGAGGAUGAAAUUGAGGACAUUCAGCAGGAGAUUACCGUGCUCAGCCAGUGUGAUAGUCCCUACAUCACCCGGUACUAUGGCUCCUACCUGAAGGGCACUAAACUGUGGAUAAUCAUGGAGUACCUGGGAGGAGGCUCGGCCCUGGAUUUGCUAAAGCCUGGACCCCUGGAAGAGACUUACAUAGCUACUAUCCUGAGGGAAAUUCUAAAGGGCUUGGACUAUCUACACUCUGAGAGGAAGAUCCACAGGGACAUCAAGGCUGCCAACGUACUGCUUUCGGAACAAGGAGAUGUGAAACUGGCUGACUUCGGAGUGGCCGGACAGUUGACAGACACCCAGAUCAAGAGAAACACUUUUGUUGGGACUCCAUUCUGGAUGGCACCAGAGGUCAUCAAACAGUCUGCUUAUGACUUCAAGGCAGACAUCUGGUCCCUUGGAAUUACAGCCAUUGAACUAGCAAAGGGAGAGCCCCCAAAUUCUGACUUGCAUCCUAUGAGGGUUCUCUUCCUGAUCCCCAAAAAUAACCCUCCGACACUUGAGGGACACCACAGCAAGCCCUUCAAGGAGUUUGUGGAAGCCUGCCUCAAUAAGGAUCCUAGAUUUAGGCCGACAGCUAAAGAGUUGCUAAAGCACAAGUUCAUCACACGCUACACCAAGAAAACCUCAUUCCUAAUGGAACUGAUUGACCGAUUCAAGCGCUGGAAGUCAGAGGGCCAUGGAGAGGAUUCCAGUUCUGGUGAUUCUGACAUUGAUGGAGACACAGAAGAUGGAGACCAGGGUCCAAUCUGGACAUUCCCACCAACUAUUCGCCCCAACUCCUUGGGCAAACUGCACAAAGGAAUGGCUCUUCAUGGUUCCCAAAAGCCUACUGAGCCCAUCAAGAGGCAACCACGGUCGCAGUGUCUCUCCACACUUGUUCACCCAGUCUUUGGGGAGCUUAAAGACAAGCACAAGCAGACUGGAGGCAAUGUGGGAGCUAUGGAGGAGCUGGAAAAUGCCUUCAGCUUGGCUGAGGAGUCCUGCCCAGGCAUCUCUGACAAACUGAUAGCACACAUGGUGGAGCGGGUACAAAGGUUUUCACACAGUCGGAACCACCUGACUUCUGCCCGCUGACACAUACAUUCCCUGCUGCUGUUUUGAGGGGGGAGAAGGAUUUUUUUUUUUUCUGGCUUCAUAAGAACUACAUAAGAACCCAGACCACCAUCUGCUGUUGGAUGUAACAUUGUGUUACGGACUCCAGGACAUUUCAGAGCCUUCAUAUACACGUGUUUCCAUGAUAACCCAGGGUGGGGUUUGCAAUGCAAGUACAAUUUAGACCUUUUGCAGAGCCCAAGAUGGGCGGUCUAAUUGUUUUUACAAUGUACUCAAUGCAGUUUUUAAUUGUUUCCCUAUGGAUGUAUCCAUUUUGGCUUGGUUUGAUUCACAGCUUAUUAUAGGUAAAUGCCUGGCUGCUGGAAAAGAGGAAGAGUCUCUUCUAUUCAGAUAUGUUUCAAAGGCAAGUCUGAUGGGUUUAGCCGUCUGCCCUUUCCAAAGAAGUGUUUGUGAGCAGUAAUGUGCAAGUGAGGUAUGUCUGCAAGCUCUCCACGCACUACAGCCUCUGGGAAAGUUAGAGCAGCACUCUAAUUGUUCGAGAGGAUUGUUUCAACGCCUUCACACACUAGUAAAGAAAAGCUUUCAACUACAGCAGCAGUGAAGCUAAAACGUGUAGCUUGCUGCUGGUCUCUCCUAGCUUGUCAUUUCACAGGAGGAUGGGUUUGCUGACUGUGCUUCCUUUUUGGCUUUGGGACAUCAUUUUCUAUUAGGCCUUGGUUCAUCUAAUUCAGGCUACAGCAACAUUUGCCUUGAGUCAGGACGGCCGGGCAAGGCAAAGUGGUCGUGUUCUGGUUUGGAAGGGCUGAGGAGCGGAUAGGGUUCCUUUCCUUGUUGCUUUCUGCAUCCGAAGUGGCCAGAUCUGUGGCUUCUGGCAGCCCUGGUCUCUAAGCUGAGCAGCCAUCCCACUGUUUGGUCAGAUGUCGCUGAAGGGUUUAAAAAAGGGGAGGGGAAGGGGGAAUAACACAACCAAAGGCACUGACAGGGCUUCAGUUCUUCAAAAGGCAGUUCUACAUUUCAUAGAAGUUUUUUGAGGCAAAAAAACCCCUGUCUUCUACAGGAAGAUUAAAAAUUAGAUGGCAAACAGCAGUGGUGUCCAUGUGUCACGGUUUGGGUAGCGAAACCACACUAGGUGCCCAUCCCCUUCCUCUCAGCUUUCCCAUACUGGCUCUUCUCUUGGUUUGGGAGCUGAACUCCCUGAAGCCAGGGCGUUGCUCCAGUUGCCAAGGUGUGUUGUUGCUUGCUAGCAGAGAGAUUAAAGCAUCUACUGAUGUGUUGCCUGCUUAAGGUAUUCCAGUGGAGCCAUCCCAACUAGCUUUGCUUUCUGUAUAGUACUAGUUUCUCAAGCAAAUCUUUAAUUCAGGUUAAUGUGCAGAUCUUAAAUCUAUACUUUAAAGGUCUAGAAAAACAGACGUAGGAUCAUAACUUCUGACAGUGAGUUGCUCAGAGAACUCUCUAACUGUAAAGAUAUUACCAUUAAGUCAGCAAGAUUUUAGACACCCAGCGCCUUCUGUCUGGGUGUUUGUGAAUGAUGUGGCUCACCCAAAAGCCACUGAGAACAAAAGUGAGAGCUGUUCAGCAUUUUUUAAAAGAUAGGCCACUUUGUUCGUGACCAAGGUUUGGGGGGUUUUUUUGUUUUUUUUUUUUUGUUUUUUUGUUUUUUGGUGGGUUUUUUUUUUUUUUGGUACUUUGAUUCAGACCUGCAGCUUGUAAGUGCUGGGCUCAAAGGGAGCAUUCGUUCCACCAUCCCAGUCUACUACGGUCACUUUAGCUUAUGCCUCCCCUUUACCCUUCCUCUGCGAUGUAUAAAUAUAGGCUCAGCAAACACGCUGGACUUGUCUGGUAGAGAACAGGUUUCGCCUAGCUAGAGAGCAGUUGUGGUGUUUCUCUGGGUAGCGUGAGAGCUAUCAGCGCCUGUAUUUAUGGAAAAACAGAACAACCUCUCUUUUCUUCCCUCCCCCCCCCCCGCCCUGCUCAGGAGAAGGAGUCAGCAUAUAGAUGGGACACUUACAGAGGUGGGAGGCAGAGGCUGCAGUCUAGCAGAAAGGCAGCUGAAAGGUUCCUGCUGCUUUUUAAAGUUGUUGUUCAUGACGGUAGCAAAUUGUGUCAAUAAGGUACCUUGUAUUAUUAUUAUUCACGUGCACUGCAGUGUAACAAGUAAAGUUUUUAAAGGAAACAAUCCCCACGAACCUUCCUUCAGUAUUCAAAGCAACGAUGGUUUUAGUUUUUAAAAACAUUGAAAGGGAACUGCCACUUUCAAUAAAGUUAACAAAUCAAAUGA